UUGAAUUGAGCUUCUCACUAUGCCGAGCAAGCUGGAGGGUGCCAUGGACGCUCUUAUAACCGUCUUCCACACUUACUCUGGAAAUGAGGGUGACAAAUUUAAACUGAACAAGGGGGAACUUAAAGAGCUGUUAAACAGCGAACUCACUGAUUUCUUAAGGUCUCAGAAAGAUCCAAUGCUGGUGGAGAAGAUCAUGAAUGAUUUGGACUCCAACCAAGACAACGAGGUGGACUUCAACGAGUUUGUGGUGCUCGUGGCCGCCCUCACGGUAGCAUGCAAUGACUUCUUUCAAGAACAACAGAAAAAGAAGGGCAAUUAA
This is a messenger RNA of Clupea harengus (Atlantic herring), 319 nucleotides long. It is a transcript of the gene s100z, whose product is annotated as S100 calcium binding protein Z. The record is from RefSeq and is a predicted model, not a curated record. Gene Ontology annotation, molecular function: calcium-dependent protein binding; calcium ion binding. Lineage: Eukaryota; Metazoa; Chordata; Actinopteri; Clupeiformes; Clupeidae.